UACGUAAUAAGUUAAAUUCCACAUGUGGCUAUACCUUUUUAAAACAAUUUCGAAUUGAAAAUUUUUCAGGUUGAAUAAAAAGAAUUUGCAAAAUUCGCUCAUGUUUCUGGGAGCUCAGCAGAAGUUCGCUUAUUUAAGCGAGGCCGGAAGAAAGGUUUUUUAUGGGGAAACUUUUUUUCUUCACAUAGCGUUUAACGCUGAUCCUGAAGCAAAGUCAUGGUUUAAUGGUGUGUUCAAUCUUGGUGGAGUUUUCAAGGCC
This is a messenger RNA of Linum tenue, 259 nucleotides long. NCBI's taxonomy places the organism in Eukaryota, Viridiplantae, Streptophyta, Magnoliopsida, Malpighiales, Linaceae. The record is from the annotation of a GenBank genome assembly.